AUGGCGCGGCGGUGGAGCCGAGCGGAGGAGGAGCGCGUCGUCGGGCUGGUGCGGCGGUGCUCGGGUGUCCACCAGCUGAAGCAGGUCCACGCCCACGUCGUGGCCAGCGGCCAGUCCCAGAAUGACUUUGUCGCCACGAAGCUCGUCCGGACGUUCGCCGAGCUCGGCUCUUUGGAUCACGCCCGAGCCAUUGCCGAUGCCGUCCGCAAUCCCAACGUCUUCGUCUGGACCGCCUUAAUCCGAGGCUAUUCGCUGGCAAAUAGCAGUAGCUCUUGGAAAGAGGCUCUAUUAUUAUAUACUCAAAUGAGCCGAAGGCCAGGGAUAAAGCCUCUCACAUUCACCUUGUCAUCAGUAUUAAAAGCAUGUCUUCAGUUGUUGGCUUUGGAUGAAGGAGCACGGAUUCACGCCCAUGCAUUCAAGCAUGGAUUUCAGCUCGAUGCUCGUGUUCAGACUACUCUUAUCGAAUUCUAUGGACGGUGUAAGUCCUUGGUAGAAGCACGCAAGGUAUUUGAUAAAAUUCUCAGAUGUGGACUGAAGGAUGUCCAAGCUUGGAAUACAAUGAUCGCCGUGUAUGCUGAGGCGUGGGAUAUGGGUGCUGCCCGUUGCUUAUUCGAGACUAUGCCCGAGAAGAACACUUUCACAUGGGUUGAGAUGAUUGGUGGCUACGCUGAAAUCGGUCAGAUGGAUUCUGCCCUCGAGAUCUUUGAGUUGGCAUUAGCUAAUGGAGAGAAGAGCCCAGUGGUUAGCACUGCCAUGAUCACUGGCUAUGCCAAGUGUGGGGAUAUAUUGGCUGCUCGGUCGAUGUUUGAUGAGAUGACCAAGCGGGAUGUUGCUUCAUGGAAUGCAAUGAUCUCAGCUUAUUCGCAUGCCGGCCUACAUGAUGAAGCCCUGAAUCUUUUCAAGCUCAUGCUGAGUAGCACCGGCCAAUGCAAAGUGGAGCCCAACCAUGCCACCAUUGCAACCAUUGUGUCUGUAUGUGCCCAGUCAGGGUCUCGAAGUUUGGCGAAUUGGAUCCAAAACUACAUCGACCAUCGCCAUGCCGAACUAUUGAACAGCCACACAGUGGCUGCGCUCAUCGAUCUGCAUUCCAAAUGCGGAGAUAUGGACAGGGCAUAUGAUUUGUUUCGAGGGUGGAAGCGCAAGGACUUGAUAUGCUAUAGCUCCAUGAUUGCUGGAUUGGGCAUUCAUGGGCGCGGCAAGGAUGCUAUUGGAGUGUUUGAUGAAUUAAAAGAAGCUGGUUUGAAGCCUGAUGCCAUUUGCUUUGUUUCAGUUUUAAAUGCUUGUAGUCAUGCUGGCAUGGUGGAGGAGGGGAGGAGAUACUUUCAAAUGAUGAAGGAUGAGUACCGCAUUGCUCCGACAGUCGAACAUUACAUGUGUGUGGUCGAUUUGCUCGGCCGAGCUGGAUGUGUUGGUGAAGCUUAUAAGUUGAUCACUGACGAGAUGCCUCCAGGUGUUCGACCGAAUGCUGGUGUCUGGGGAGCACUUUUGAGUGCAUGCCGGAUUUAUUCGAAUGUGGAGAUUGGGGAGGACGCACUGAGGCAUUUGAUGGAGUUGGAGCCAGAGAAUACUGGAAACUAUGUGCUAUUGUCGAACUUAUAUGCGAAAGCUCGGAGGUGGAAAGGGGUAGCAAGGGUGCGGGCACUCAUGAGGAACCGAGGGAUGAGGAAGGCCCCAGGGUGCAGUUGGGUGGAGGUGGAAGGGAGUGUGAGGAAGUUCUUGACUGGGGAAGUGUAUGAUGGUAGAUUGGAGAUGGUGUUGGAACUGUUGUGGUGGGAGCUCAAGGACCCGGCCUACCAUCCUGGAAUUGGCGAGUUUAAUGAGGACACUGGGAAAUAG
Messenger RNA from Elaeis guineensis (African oil palm), 1836 nucleotides. Its product is annotated as pentatricopeptide repeat-containing protein At5g56310. The record is from RefSeq and is a predicted model, not a curated record. Gene Ontology annotation, biological process: RNA modification. NCBI's taxonomy places the organism in Eukaryota, Viridiplantae, Streptophyta, Magnoliopsida, Arecales, Arecaceae. Gene Ontology annotation, molecular function: RNA binding; protein binding.